CUGGUUUUAAUUAAUGGCGUUAAGAAUGACAAAGCUAUCACUGAUUUAAAAACAGAAGUGUGCAAGGCCAUACCUGCUGCUCAGAGGCCAUCUAUCGCGGGUUGCUCGGGCGUAACCGGUGACCCUGACAUCCCCCCUGACACAACUGUGAAAGGUGACAAUGUCCAAGUUCAGGUGUACUAUUCGCCAUUCAGCAAUCGUGCAAUCGACUUCCUUAAGUUAAAUGCCGAGGGUAACGACAAGGGUAUCUACGAUCUGUUGGUCAACAAUUUAGAGACUGGCGAGGCACUUUAUGGUGUCGAGGUCGAUUUGAUUCCAUGGGGUAGCGCUGAACGGACCAGGGACACUACCGGAGCACAAGUAUUUGAUUACGCUUGCGCUGAAAACGAUGUCGACUGUAAGGCUACCAGAUUGCACGCGUGCAUAGCUCGCAACCACGUGACCAAUUACGUGAAUCACCACGAGUUCCGUAUUGCCAUUUGUACGGUAGGCAAAUCGGAUUGGAAACAAAACCCCCUGACCAACGUCAUAGCAUGUAGUAACGCCAACCCCGAUAUAAUUGACGAUGGUGUCACCUUUGUACUUUGCGCCAAUAUUCGGGAAUUAUCAGAUCCCUAUUUGAAUCAAGUAAUAGCCGCCACCGACACCCUGCACCCGGUAUUUGACUACAGUGAGUAUCUCCUAUGA
Oppiella nova is the source of this 687-nucleotide messenger RNA. The record is from the annotation of a GenBank genome assembly. NCBI's taxonomy places the organism in Eukaryota, Metazoa, Arthropoda, Arachnida, Sarcoptiformes, Oppiidae.